GUCUCUUUUCUUACACUUGCUGUAAUGGAGUUGCUCAUCUUCAUCAUUUUUCAGCUCCUGAUGGAGGUUCUGUCUUACCAAUCUCCUACUGUAAAAGUAUCUCCAGAUGUCAUAAGAGAGUCCAGCUCAGUGAAGAUCAGCUGUGAGGUGCCAGCAGAUGUUAAAGUGAAUCAGUGUUAUUUCUACAUAAACAGAGAAAAGAAGAAAACAAAAGUCAGUUCAUCAUGUGAGCUCAAGCUCACUGGUGCUGAAGUGCUCAGAUGGGCAGCUGUAAAAUCACCUGGAUCACUCGACAUUAACUGUUUCUACACAAUAAAUAAGCAAGGGAAUAAUAUACCAUCAUCUUAUUCUCCUCCUGUCACAGUUACGGUUCUAGAUUCACUUCAGAAACCCUUUAUCAGUGUUAGUAAAGAUAAUGACUCGCUCACAAUAUCAUGUGAAAUACCACUUCCAGUCAGAGCUGAUUUCAUCUGUAGUCUCUACACUGAGGAUGAUGAUCUUCUGUAUCAACGUGACUCUCAGUGGAGUCAGACUGGAAAGAAUCUUUGUAUGUUUUAUUUAAGUCAUAGUGAACUCUUGACACGAUCAGUGAACAGCAGACAGCUGAUCUGUGUUUAUUCACUCAAGACUCAACCUGAGAUCCAAUCACCACACAGUGACACAUACACCUUCAGAGGUCUUCCUCAGGUCAAGUUGAGAGCAUCUGCUUCAGUUAUUUCAGAAACAGACACAGUUGAGCUGAGCUGUGAGAAUACUGAAGAUCUGAAGAUGGAGAUGUGUUACUUCAACAUUAAUGGAAGAGAAAGUAACUCAAAACUGAGCUCAUCAUGUCAGCUCUCACUCACUGGAUCUCAGAUCAGUAUUUGGUCUGGAGAUCAGAGUUCAUCUGUGACAAUAACCUGCUUCUACACUGUGAUGAAGAGACAAGUUCAAAAACCAUCUGCUCACUCUGAUCCAGUGACAGUAACAGUCCAGAUGUCAACAGUGGUCUCUACUGGUAAAACAACAACCACAAAAACCAUUUCAACAUCAACCACCACUGAACAAACAAAUACAACCAUGAAAACCUCAUUGACUGUAAUGUCCACUUCUGAAAGUACAACAUACAGUACAACUGGUCACCAGUCUAUGACAAACCUGCUGACCAGCAUGACAAUGGAAACGAUGUCAGCUUUAACUUCAACGUCCACUUCUGAAACAACGACAUACAGUAAAACCGUAGGGCGCCAGUCCAAGACAAACCUGCUGACCAGCAUGACAAUGGAAACCACGUCAGCUUUAACUUCAACGUCCACUUCUGAAACAACGACAUACAGUAAAACCGUAGGGCGCCAGUCCAAGACAAACCUGCUGACCAGCAUGACAAUGGAAACCACGUCAGCAUUAACAGCAACGUCCAUCUCUGCAACAACAACAUACAGUAAAACUAGCCUUCAUUCCACAACAAGCCUGCCAACCAGCAUGACAAAAUAUACCAUGAUAGUGGUUUCCACUGGUGUUGCUGUGAUUGUGACUGGACUCAUCUGUCUGUGCUGGUUUGCAAGUAAAAAAAGAAGAAAGCAAAAUAAAACUAGAUCAAAAAAAUCUGAUGUGAACAGUCAAGGAAUUGGUAUGAGUUGUUCUGAACCUGCACAGAUAUAUUCUCUGAUCACUUCUGUACCAGCCGAUUCUCAGCCCAUAUCUGCAGGCCUCGAACACCCGAAGUCAUAUCAGGACAGCACAGCAGAUCCCACAGACACUCGCUCUGCCAUUACAUCUAUAAAUCCAAUUUACCAGCCCUCAGAUGUUUUGGUCAAUAAACAGCAGAAACAAGGAAAUGAGGAGGAAAAUGAGAAUGUUUAUCAUCUGUACUCCACAAUCCCUGACAAACCAGUUCACUCAAACGCAGAUCAAGUCUACAGUUUGCUGCAGAUGAACUGAUGAGUCUGAAGUCUGGUUUUAUUAUGUAGAGCCACUAUAAGUAAAGCAUCUUUAUUUGCAGACAAAUAGGUGUUUAUUUUCAUUAUUCAGUGUUUGGUGUGGAAAAUACUGUGACCUAUUGAAUAUCCAGAGCAUCUUCUCUGGCAAGCCCCACUGGUGCAAUACCACAUUGUAAAAAUAGCUUGUGCAUUCAAUAGGAGCUGAACUAAAAAUGCAAUGAUAAAUGAAAAAGUGUGUAGAAAGUCUCUUUAUAGUAUUUUGUUUUACCCAAAUAAAUCUAUGUUUAGAUCAAUUUUUCAAGGUCUAUCGUGUGUUGUUAGCUUACAUCAGAGAUGGCAUGUAUUUAGCUUAGAAAACGGCCUUUUUCAUAUGAUGUGAUUGUUUCCAAUAAGUGUGAUCCUUCCUACAUGCUGCUGUGUGAAAUACAGACUGAAUGGCAGGUCUUUUUUUUUUUUCUUUGGAAAAUCAUGUUCUGGAAUGUUUUUCAUGAGUGGUUUGGUUUGUACAGUAAUCCUAAAUUAUAUGGACAUCUUAUAGAGUUUUGGAGUCUCCAAGUGAUCUUUACAUGUAAAAUACAGUUUUGUGAGAAUCAUCCUCAAACUUGUAACACAAUUUAAAUAUUUUUUUUCAAAUAUAUUUUUAAACAUGCCUAAGGCCUUUAUACAUAUUAUAGCUAUUAUUCUUGUUCACGCUCUGAUAUGUUACAUGUAAACGCUACAUUUGCACAUGUCUGUGAGUGUGGUCUAAUGAUCUGAACUUUGUUCAACAUGAAACUGCUCGGUGCAUUAAAAGGU
This is a messenger RNA of Labeo rohita (rohu), 2714 nucleotides long. Its product is annotated as serine-rich adhesin for platelets-like. Lineage: Eukaryota; Metazoa; Chordata; Actinopteri; Cypriniformes; Cyprinidae. The record is from RefSeq and is a predicted model, not a curated record. The transcript has 21 exons. The coding region runs from base 25 to 1920 and encodes 631 amino acids.